UCUCGUCGCCCACACCACACCAAACCAGACCAGGAAAGAAAUCCAGAGGGGAGCAGAGCAAGCGAGGGGAAUAAAGCAGAGGAGGGGAGAGAGAGGUAGCAAGAACGCCAUGGCCUCCGCUGCUUGCUAGCUAGCUAGCCAGCCAGCCAGUAGUAUAUAAGGAGCGGCACCGCCCGUGCGACCCAGGCCCCAAGGCAGUCGUCUCAUGCUCCGGUCCACGCAUCCCCUCAGCCCCAGCAGCGGCGGCAGCGGAGGUAGCAGCCCGGCCCCGGCGUCCAGCUCCGGCGAGGCGAUGGUGGGGGGCGCGCCGAGCGGGGCGAAGCUGCUGCAGAUCCUGAACGUGCGGGUGGUGGGCACCGGCGAGCGCGUGGUGGUGCUGUCGCACGGCUUCGGCACGGACCAGUCGGCGUGGAGCCGCGUGCUGCCGUACCUCAUCCGCGAGCACCGCGUGGUGCUCUACGACCUCGUCUGCGCCGGCAGCGUCAACCCGGACCACUUCGACUUCCGCCGCUACAACAACCUGGACGCUUACGUGGACGACCUGCUCGCCAUCCUCGACGCGCUCCGCAUCCCGCGCUGCGCCUUCGUCGGCCACUCCGUCUCCGCCAUGAUCGGCAUCCUCGCCUCCAUCCGCCGCCCCGACCUCUUCGCCAAGCUCGUCCUCAUCGGCGCCUCGCCUAGGUUCUUGAACGACAGCGACUACCACGGCGGGUUCGAGCUGGAGGAGAUCCAGCAGGUGUUCCAGGCGAUGUCAGCCAACUACGAGGCGUGGGCCAAGGGGUACGCGCCGCUGGCGGUGGGCGCGGACGUGCCGGCGGCGGUGCAGGAGUUCAGCCGGACGCUGUUCAACAUGCGGCCGGACAUCUCGCUGCACGUCUGCCAGAGCGUGUUCAAGACGGACCUCCGCGGCGUGCUGGGCAUGGUGCAGGCGCCGUGCGUGGUGGUGCAGACCACCCGCGACGUCUCCGUGCCGGCCAACGUCGCCGCCUACCUCAGGGCCCACCUCGGCGGGCGCACCACCAUCGAGCCCCUGCCGACGGAGGGCCACCUCCCCCACCUCAGCGCCCCCAGCCUCCUCGCCCAGGUGCUCCGCCGCGCGCUCGCCCGGUUCUAGCACCAGAAAAAAGUAAAAGAGAGAGAAGAAAUUACUGCCGCUCUGGUCUACUCCUAUGGAUGAGUGUAACGCGUGGCGGUCGGUUGUCCACGUCGUGCAUGGCCCAUCCUAUCACCAUGGACAUGGAGUAUCGUGUAGCGCGGAUAACGAAGUUGACCUAGCUCCCAUCUAGGAGCCGAGCCGAGCGUACGCGUACCGAACUGGCCCCGGCGGUGACUCGUACUACGCGAUCAUCUUGUCAUCUGCUCGGGCGUGACAAGACAUUCGCAGGCAGCGGCGUGUCGCGCUGCUCCACUGCACCUACCAGACUACUUUACUGGGUUUAUUAUCCAGCCACUAUCUCCGAGAAAUCUCAUUUUGUAACAUCAAGUUGCACGGGGUACGUACGUACUCUUUGAUUAGGAAAAAGAUAGGCUUGGUCUAA
This is a messenger RNA of Triticum dicoccoides, 1538 nucleotides long. Its product is annotated as strigolactone esterase D14-like. The transcript has 2 exons. NCBI's taxonomy places the organism in Eukaryota, Viridiplantae, Streptophyta, Magnoliopsida, Poales, Poaceae. The coding region runs from base 206 to 1114 and encodes 302 amino acids. The record is from RefSeq and is a predicted model, not a curated record.